Molecule: messenger RNA, 438 nt
Organism: Zingiber officinale
Lineage: Eukaryota; Viridiplantae; Streptophyta; Magnoliopsida; Zingiberales; Zingiberaceae
Product: protein root UVB sensitive 6-like
Exons: 3
Coding region: 91-375 (94 amino acids)
Source: RefSeq, a predicted model, not a curated record
GACGGGAGGAGGUGGAGUUAUGUGCUGGACGACGUGGAAUGCCCGCCCGGAACUAAGGCGCGGAAGGGACCGUCUCUGCGCGCCGUCCCGAUGCAGAGCCCCGUGGAUCCCUUGGAGGAGUUGAUGUCAUUCGUAAGAUCGUAUGUAGUGCCUGAAGGUUUUCCUGACAGUGUGACACCUUCUUAUGUCCCAUAUAUGAGAUGGAGGGCUUUGAAGCAUUUCUUUGGUGGAGCCAUGGGUGUUUUCACAACACGGACACUGUUAAACUAUGUAGGAGUAUCCAAAAAUACAGCUGCAUCAGGUGCUGUUGCCAUCAAUUGGAUACUCAAGGUAAAUUCUUUUUUUUUUCCCAGAAAAAUUAGUAGUCUAUGUUGAAUUCACUUAUUGCUUAUGUAAUGAUCUUGACUUAAAUAAUUAUGUUAUAGUUGUUUAAUUAUA